AUGCAGAAUGCAGAGAGUGCUAAUUGUCUUUGCCAUGUUGCAGCAACCGUGCGAAAUGCGUCCAAGAAAACGGGCGGUAGCUCGCGAAAUCCUCCAAAACAUCCGCGCCCGAAGCAUCGUGGUUGGAAGGUGCAGGAUGGCCAUCACGUAUCGGCUGGCACUAUACUGGUAACACAGCGCACCACUCGCUUCCAUCCCGGAUUGAAUGUUGGCUUCGGUAAAAAUGGCACCCUGUUCGCUAUGGAGCACGGCAAGGUGUACGUUACCUGUGAAAAGAUUGACCCAAACUGGGAUCAUACCUGGGUGCAGCGGUGCUAUGCCGGCCGGGAGGGACAAACUAUUUACAAGAAGUUCUUCAACGUGGUACCAGCACCGCAACACCAGCGCUUUAAGCUGAUAGAUGAAAUUUAA
Messenger RNA from Anopheles merus, 411 nucleotides. It is a transcript of the gene mRpL27, whose product is annotated as 39S ribosomal protein L27, mitochondrial. Gene Ontology annotation, molecular function: structural constituent of ribosome. The coding region runs from base 1 to 411 and encodes 136 amino acids. The record is from RefSeq and is a predicted model, not a curated record. Gene Ontology annotation, cellular component: mitochondrial large ribosomal subunit; ribosome. Gene Ontology annotation, biological process: translation. The transcript is spliced from 2 exons. Lineage: Eukaryota; Metazoa; Arthropoda; Insecta; Diptera; Culicidae.